Messenger RNA from Sordaria macrospora k-hell, 237 nucleotides. RefSeq lists its product as uncharacterized. NCBI's taxonomy places the organism in Eukaryota, Fungi, Ascomycota, Sordariomycetes, Sordariales, Sordariaceae. The record is from RefSeq and is a predicted model, not a curated record.
AUGGACCGGGCAACAGCUAUGAUGACGCAGCUGAAAGAGCUGGGCCAGAAGCUUGCGGGAGAGUUUCCGGAUAGCGCCUGCGCCUCUGUUGCUGCUGUGAAGGAGUGCGAUAGGUGUGCCGACGUCUUGGAGAAGAAUCAGGAGGAACUCCAUGUUGCGAGGGCGAGACUCGAUAGCGUGAAGGCUACUAUGGUGCAGACUGCGGGGAUACUGGGUGCUAUGUACCUCCAGGUCUAG